ACUUCGGCCACUUGCUCUCGGGUGCGCCCGGGUUCGAGCUGCGGAAAAACUUGGUACUUUCCAAUUGGCUGCAAUGGCGGAGGUGGCCCGUAGCCCAUUGGCUCUGCCGGCUCUGCCUGGCGUGGAAGCUGAGGGAGCUCCCGAGCGUCAGUGUUGCCCCAAGCCGUGAGUGCGGUGUGGCCUGUCGCGCCUAGCCGCUCACCGCGCCUCGCUUUAUCUCAGGUAGCUGUGGGUGGAGGCGCGGAGUUACGGCGGAAGUGAGGUGGCCGGGAGGGAAGGCGACAGGGGCGCCCGGGGCGUCCUGUCCGGGGCGUUUUCCGGAGCUGCUCCGGGCAGCGGGGCGGCGGAGGCCGGCGUGGAGGUCGGGGGUGGCGGACCCCGGCGCCCGGGCGGUGCGGACCUUACAAGUGAGGGAGGAAAAAGGAAAGAAGAAAAAAAAAAAUGGAAGGCCUGCCUGAUGCUGCUGUCUUUGCAACUAGACUUAAAAACACUCUCAUCCAAUAUCAUAGCAUUGAAGACGAUAAGUGGCGAGUUGCCAAGAAAAUGAAAGAUGUAACAAUUUGGAGAAAACCUUCAGAAGAAUUUAAUGGAUACCUUUUCAAAGCCCAAGGUGUUAUAGAUGACAUCGUCAAUAGUGUAAUAGACCAUAUACGCCCCGGUCCCUGUCGCUUGGAUUGGGACAGCUUAAUGACUUCAAUGGAUAUUUUGGAACACUUUGAAGAGAAUUGCUGUGUGAUGCGUUAUACUACUGCUGGCCAGCUUUGGAAUAUAAUUUCCCCAAGAGAGUUUGUUGAUUUCUCCUACACUGUGGGCUAUGAAGAAGGGCUUCUAUCCUGUGGGGUAAGUCUUGACUGGAGUGAAAAGAGACCAGAAUUUAUUCGUGGAUAUAACCAUCCCUGUGGUUGGUUUUGUGUUCCGCUUAAAGACAAUCCUCACCAGAGUCUUUUGACAGGCUAUAUUCAGACGGAUCUGCGUGGGAUGAUUCCACAGUCUGCAGUCAACACAGCCAUGGCAAGCACUUUAAUCAACUUCUAUGGUGAUUUACAAAAAGCCUUACAAAAGGCAUAAUAUGUUUAAACUUGUAGUACAGUAGACCCCAGAGUCAACUUUUGCUCUCAGCUGCGUGGCCUGUAAAAAUCAUCCUUUCCUCUCCUCCAUGUAGCCUGUGGAAACAUUUGAGAUGAUUUGUUGGUUUAUUUUAUUCCCAAACUAAAUAGUUAUCUAAGAGAGGGCAUUUCAGUUUUCUUAAAUAGUUAUUUGCACAGUGUUUGGUACAGCAGUGUGUCUGAGCACGGAGAGUAUGACAGAGAUCCAUGAAGAAGUAGGUAUACUUCUUUGACCUAAACUCUUUAGAAACUGAGUAGUGACUCAGUAUGAAUAUUUUGCCUGCUUGGAAAUUAGAGAAAGCAUAAGCUUCAUGCUGUUAGUUAAAAUCAUCUAUUUUAGAGGUUUAUGAACAUUUUAUAAGUUUUAACUUUUUCUGGAAGUUAAAUAUUAGUGUUUUACUUUGGUAUGCUGUAUGAGUUUGUCAAUAUCUUGGACUAAAGAAAAAAGCUCUUUAUAUUUUGUAAAGGUGAUUUUCAUUGUCAGUUGACUUGCACUACUUUAUAAGUAUUGAAAAAAUCAGAAAUAAAAAUAAAGUAACUAUAAAUACAAUUCAAAUACAAUUCUGUUUUGAUACCUAGGUAACAUUAUUUUGUGGAUAUCUUUAAAAAUGUAUUUGUGUCUUUCUGUGAGUUUAUUUUGGAAGUCUUAAAAAGCAUUUAUGCAUGGAUAAGAUAGUACAAAACUGCCAAAUGUGUGCUGGGGACACCACAUUGAUUGGGUUGUGUGAAAGGGUUGGGGGUAUCCUCUAUUCACCAACAGAAAAUUAUCUGUCUAUAAAGUCAAAUUCAGUGAAUGUUUUCUUCAUGUUUCAUUUUUUUAAAGAUAAGCCCUCAAGAGAUAGCUUUAAUUCUGAGAAGUAUCUGAUACUCUUUAGGAAAAUAAUGAGAUUUUCAGUCUUUCUCAUUUGACCCAUGUUCAUGUUUCAAAGUAUCACUCACCUCAUAAAGCAUUACUGACUACAUCAUAAACAUUGUGACAGAUCUUCAUCUGGAGCUUUAACAAAUGCAUUCAUAGAUUUAUCCACAUGCCUGGAUGAGUCAUUUUAUAACUAGUAUGGAUGAGAAUAGGUCCCUUGAGUCUAGGGCUGCCUUAAAUGAACAUUCCUGAAUAAUUUUAACAUUCCAAAUGAUUCUUUGGCUUUUGAACUAACCACCUGGUUUACUCUUAAAAUGAGAUCUUGAGGCAACUCAUUCAGUGUAGCCAUGAAGAUGUGUGUAUUUAUGUUCGUGUACGGGUACACGUUCUGAAAUCUAUCUUCGUGUUCAGUGUGAAUUCUUUAUGUGGUACUAUUACUGUUUCCAUCAUUUUGUUUCUCCUUCUCCUCCUCCUCCCUUCCCCCUCUCCCUCCUCCUCCUCCUCUUUUUUUCUCUUCCUUCUACUCCUCCUCCACCUCUCCCUCCUUCCUCCCCUUCCCCCCCUUCCUAUUCUCCUUCUCCUUUUUCUCCUUUUUGAUUAAUAUAUUCCAGUGUUCUGUCUAGGAUGGCAAAAUACCAGCAGAUGUCCAAUUACAGGGUGCCCAGAUUGUGUGAGGGAUUUGUGAUAAGAUUGCCUGAACUGGGUACCCCCAAAGCAAAUAAACUGUCCACUCAGCAA
Molecule: messenger RNA, 2700 nt
Organism: Leopardus geoffroyi (Geoffroy's cat)
Lineage: Eukaryota; Metazoa; Chordata; Mammalia; Carnivora; Felidae
Gene: STARD4
Product: StAR related lipid transfer domain containing 4
Exons: 6
Coding region: 442-1068 (208 amino acids)
Biological process (GO): cholesterol transport involved in cholesterol storage; intracellular cholesterol transport; cholesterol import
Cellular component (GO): endoplasmic reticulum; cytosol
Molecular function (GO): cholesterol transfer activity; cholesterol binding
Source: RefSeq, a predicted model, not a curated record